GAAAAUAAAGCAAAGACAAGAUCAUAGAGAGUGAUGAAAUGAAAGACGUCUUCAUCACAUGCCGUCGCAGGUUUGAAUAUAAGGGCUGGAGGCGGCCGAUAACUGUCAUUCCUCCAUCGCUGCAGUUCAUUGACGCUGUGGCGAUAUAUUUUGCGGUCAGAUCCUCUUCCAACUCCCUAAACUACCUCCACUACCAUGGCCGAUCCCCGUAUCAAGCAGCUCCGCAUCAAGACUGGAAUUCUCAAACGCACUUAUAAAGAGAAGAUCAGUUACGAGAAGGAGGCUGAGCAGAUCCAAGAGAAGAUCAGGAAGAUGCAAGAGGAAGGUCAAGAAGUUUACUACAUCAAAAAGCAAGACCAGCUGCUGCAGGAAACACAGAAUGUUAUUCCUGAUACCCAGAAACGCCUCAAUGCCGCCUACCAUGAUCUGAAAACCCUUGUGGAAACAGAGACUGAAUUGGAAGAAGCAGAAGAGUAUCUUGCAGCCAAGGCUGUCAUUGAAGAAAGUGCCUCUCAUAUUACAGCCUAAAUCAGUCCUUAUCGUUAUCUGCACAUGCAUGCUACAUCUGAAUUUGGACUCAUUCCACACUCAGUGAAAUUUAUUUUAAUUCUGUUUCAAAGUGAAAGAAAAAGAAAGAUUGAAUAAAAGAGUAUUAGCAGAUGUUGAUUGAAAAUUUGAUAAUUGAAAUAGUGAAAAUAAAUAUUGGGCAUUUAUUUUCAGAGCUAAAGUGUGUGCUAAUGAAAUCCCUUUCCUAAACAUAGAUGUGAUAUAAUACUUAAAACUUGGGCCUGAUAUCGUAAGACUGAUUGCCUAUGUGAUGCUUCGUCGCCUUAAAACUGUGAUUGUGUUAAUUUUUCACAUUCUUGGAUUACAGUUUGUUUAAAGCCAAGUGUAAAACAUUAAUCUGACUCUCAUUUCUCUGUUAUUGGACUUAACAAACAUUACAAGCUGUUUUUCUUUGAAAAGGUGCAUUGUGUUACUAAUUUUUUCUGAUUUUGGAAAUAAUCAGAGGGGCCCAUUUCUUGAUAUUUCUUUUUAAACUAUUACUUACAAAUAGGUGUAAGAGUGAAUAGAAGAAAAGAUAGAAAAUUAUACAAAGAACAACUGCCUGAAUUGUAGCUUCUAUCUUGUUUAAACUUCUAAUUUAGUCCUAAUGGGGAUCAAUCUAUAGGUUUGAUUCAUUUUGUCCUUACAAUCCAUUCACUAUAAAUUAUUAACACAG
Molecule: messenger RNA, 1222 nt
Organism: Penaeus vannamei (Pacific white shrimp)
Lineage: Eukaryota; Metazoa; Arthropoda; Malacostraca; Decapoda; Penaeidae
Gene: Tbca
Product: Tubulin binding cofactor A
Biological process (GO): post-chaperonin tubulin folding pathway; tubulin complex assembly
Cellular component (GO): cytosol; microtubule cytoskeleton
Molecular function (GO): beta-tubulin binding
Source: RefSeq, a predicted model, not a curated record